AUGGUGUACGGCUCAUCCUUGCGUCUUCCAGGAGAGUUUUUCCAGCCCAUGGACACCAGCAUAGUCCUCGACCCUACCAAGUUUGUGCACAAGCUGAGAGACUGUAUGUCAUCCUUAAAGCCAGUGCCUACUAGUGCCCACUGCAAACGCAGUCCUUUUGUGCAGAAGGACUUGUUAACGUCGACUCAUGUGUUCCUUUGCAUUGACUCUCUACGAAAGUCUUUGGAGCCAACUUAUUCCGGUCCUCAUGAAGUGCUCGCUAGACAGGAAAAGACUUUUCGCAUUAAAAUCAACAACAAAGAGGCAGUUGUGAGUAUAGAUCGGUUAAAACCUGCUUUCCUUUGGGUUACGGAUACUGGAUCAACCCCAUCACCUCCAGUACAACCUGAAAAAUUGACUCCGGCAUCCUUGGAACUACCUACUAGUGCUCCAUUGAAAACCACAGAGGAGUUUUACACCACGCAAUCAGGGCGUCGUGUUCGAUUCCAUAAGUAUUCAUAA
This is a messenger RNA of Uloborus diversus, 501 nucleotides long. RefSeq lists its product as uncharacterized. The transcript has a single exon. NCBI's taxonomy places the organism in Eukaryota, Metazoa, Arthropoda, Arachnida, Araneae, Uloboridae. The record is from RefSeq and is a predicted model, not a curated record. The coding region runs from base 1 to 501 and encodes 166 amino acids.